Knipowitschia caucasica is the source of this 1887-nucleotide messenger RNA. Lineage: Eukaryota; Metazoa; Chordata; Actinopteri; Gobiiformes; Gobiidae. The record is from the annotation of a GenBank genome assembly.
AUGUCAGAGGAGGCUGUGCGUCAGACGCGCAGUCAAAAGCGGGCUCUGGAGAGGGACAAUGCAGCUCUCACUGGGUCCACAGAGGACAUGGACAGUAAACGAGUCAAACUGGAGCCUGACGACUCUGCAGGGAGCCCAUCAGAGCUGGAGAGUGUUGAGGGUGACGGGGUCAAAUUGAAGAGUGAGGAGACUGACUGCAUCCUAAAACCUGUGGAGGUAAAGGCUACUAUCAAAGUGGAGGUACAGACCGGAGACGAGCCUGUCGACAUGAGCACGUCCAAAAGCGAGAAAGAGAAAAGUCCUUCAUCGCCAGAUGUCAUUGUGUUGUCAGACAAUGAGGCACCCAGUCCCCUCAUGAACGGCCACUGCUUCACAAAGACUGACACUGAUAAACUUAUGAAAAGCUCUCCAGAGGAAAGAGAGCGAAUUAUUAAACAGUUGAAGGAGGAACUUCGACUCCAAGAGGCUAAACUGGUGCUGCUGAAGAAACUCCGGCAAAGUCAGAUACAGAAAGAGAGCACAGCACAGAAGACGGGCUCAGUGGCCACUCCUCCACCACUUGUGCGCGGUAGCAUUACAUCAAGUAAAGGAUCACUACAGGUGACUGGCCGUAGCUCAGGGACAGUGAUUCCUCCUCCUUUGGUGCGUGGUGGGCAGCACGUCCCGUCAAAAUCAAAUUCACAAAUAGUGAUGCCACCUCUGGUCAGAGGAGCCCAGCCUAUCACAGUGACUGCCCAGCAGAUGGCCAGUCUCCGACAGCAGCAGCACGGUGGUUCUGGGCCCCCUCGUCUGUUGCCAGCUCCCAGGGCUUCAGUGCCUAAUGUCCAGGUGCAGGGCCAAAGGAUCAUUCAGCAGGGACUCAUGCGGGUCGCCAAUGUCUCAAACAGCAACGUCAUGUCCUCUACAGGCUUGAAGGGCUCUUCCGUUUCCUCCAACUCCAACUUGAAUGACUCCCCAGCAAGUCGGCAGGCAGCUGCAAAACUUGCACUUCGUAAACAGUUGGAAAAGACUCUGUUGGAGAUCCCUCCACCCAAACCUCCUGCUCCUGAGUUUAAUUUCCUUCCAUCAGCAGCCAAUAAUGAGUUCAUCUAUCUGUUAGGACUCGAAGAAGUCGUUCAGAAAUUACUAGAGAUGCAUGGUCGAGGAAAUUUAGGCUCUGCGCUUGCACUGGCUAACUGCAUCCCUAAAGAGCCACACAUCUGUGCCCAAUGUAAGACGGACUUUACCUCCCGCUGGAGGAAGGAGAAGAGUGGCACCGUCCUAUGUGACCAGUGCAUGUCAUCCAAUCAGAAGAAGGCUCUGAAGGCAGAACACACCACUCGACUCAAGGCUGCAUUUGUUAAAGCUCUGCAACAAGAGCAGGAGAUUGAACAGCGGAUUCUGCAGCAGGCCGCCUCCUCCUCAUCCUCAAUUUCAUCAAUCUCUAAAACCAGCUCGUCUUCAUCGCUGUCCAAGAGUGAUGUGCUGGUGUCGCAGUACAAGCAGGUCCAGGCAGCAAUGCGCUCAGCUUCUGCUCAUCACUCCAUUAAACAGAGUCAGAAGCACCACAGCCUCUCGUCUGCAGUGAGCUCUCGGGGCAUGGCACACUACACCACCUCUCAGCUCCAGAGUGCGGUGGCAGCCGCGGCGCUGGGUAGUAGGGCAGGUAAGCAUGCGGCUGCAGGACGCCCGCUGCAGCAGGGGGCUAAGGUCAGCGCCAGCAGCAGUAACCAGGGAAACGUGACUGGCUGGAGGAAGAGUACGGGCUCCUCAGGGGUGACUAUGGCGUAUGUGAAUCCGAGUUUAUCGGCCCAUAAAGCCUCCUCUGCUGUGGAACGUCAGCGAGAGUAUCUGCUGGACAUGAUCCCCUCCCGGCCCAUCUCGCAAGCAGCCAACACAUGGAAAUAA